This is a messenger RNA of Penicillium riverlandense, 987 nucleotides long. RefSeq lists its product as uncharacterized. The transcript has 2 exons. The record is from RefSeq and is a predicted model, not a curated record. Gene Ontology annotation, molecular function: transmembrane transporter activity. NCBI's taxonomy places the organism in Eukaryota, Fungi, Ascomycota, Eurotiomycetes, Eurotiales, Aspergillaceae. Gene Ontology annotation, biological process: transmembrane transport. The annotation marks the transcript as partial.
GCUGGACUUCCUCCCGGAUUUAAUCAGCUUGUAGCUGAGUUUCAAAUCAGCUACGAGGAAGCGUCAUCUGCGGUCUCGUAUCCUGUACUACUUCUCGGCAUCAGUACUUUUUUCUGGGUGCCAACUGCCUCAUUAUGUGGCAAGCGCCCUGUUCUUAUUACCUCUCUAGUCGUGUUUGUGCUGGGAUGUGUAUGGGGUCAUCAGGCAACGUCAUUCCAUAGCUUCCUAGGGUCUCGGAUCUUGACCAGCUUUGGGGCAGGGGCUGUACAAGCUAUUGGGCCUGCUCUGAUUGGGGGUAUGAAAGCCCCAAGAACGAUUUGGACGAUAUUGACUCCCAAUAGAAAUAUACUUCGAGCGCAAUUACUCGAAAGCCAUGGGUCGGUGGCUAUCUCAGUUCUGUCUCCACAACUGUUUGCCCUGCCUCCAUUCCACUUCGGCCCGGCUGCGGUGGGUAAUUGGGCUGCGACCAGUGUCAUUGGCAUUGUCGCGGGCUAUCUUUUGAGCGGCCUUACAGACAUAUUUUCGCAAUUUAUUAGCCACUCAGGGGAACAUCGACCUGAGUACCGCCUGGUUAGCUUGAUUAUACCAUUCCUCGUGUGCUCACCCGGACUCAUACUGUUUGGAUAUACGUACGAGGCCCAAUCGUUUUAUGGCCCAGCGGUGGGAUCUGCUAUGCAAACGUGCGGACUACAGCUUGUGCCGGCCACUGUGUUGUCGUACGCUGUGGAUAGUUACCCAUAUGAUGCAUCCGAGGUCGCCGCCUUAAUCAAUGCUAUCACCCACAUACUGCCAUUCGCCCUGUCUUUGAAGGUAUCUUCGUGGCUUGCUCGGGUUGGAGUCAUUCGAUUAUUUUUGGAUAUGGCAAUCAUUCAGUGGGGCGUUCUUGCUGGCUUGACUUUGCUGCUCUAUUUCGCUGGUCCACUGUUGCGUCGGCGAAGUGCAAUUGCACACAGCAAAUAUGGAAUCCGAAAAUGGCUUCCUGUCUGA